AAAUAUUAUCAAUUUUAUCAUUCGUCGUGUGUCAACUGGUACGAGUUGUUAAAUAACGAAAUAUUUAAAAUUGUCCAACAACCGAAACGGUUCUUAAUUGAAAUAACCUACGACUCGGUAUAUGUAGAAAUAGUAAUUGAACGAAGACGAACAUUUCUGAUUUUAAUUUUUUUUUUUUUUUUGCCGAACCAAGACGUCGACAAUUAAAUUGAAUGUAAAUUGUUGUUGUGUCGGAAAUGUUUUUUAUUCCCAUAUAAAUAAUCCGCCCUUAACAUGUUUGAACUUGAAGAUUUUGAUCUGGACGAUGAAGUAAACUAAUAUUAAUUAUGUGUUUCUUAAUACCCAGAUGCCUACUAUUAAUAAAUCACCAAUAAAGACAUCAAAAUCAACCGAUAUUCCUAUGAGUUUCGAAGACAAUAAUGAAUCAUUUCUUAAUGUAUCAAAUUCAGUUUUUGAAUCUUCCACUUUACAAAACAUAGAACUUAGUAAUGAAUCAUCAACAGAACAAAAUAAAAAUAAAUCUUAUCUAAGUAAUGAGGUCACUCAGAACAUGUUUAUGAUAGAACAGGAAUCAAAUACUACAAAGCCUUUAGAUGAAUGUCAGUCCAGUAAUAACAAAUUGGAUUUUGAUGAUGGUUUUGAUUCUGACGAUGAAGCAUUUUUCAACACUCCAAAUAUUUUAAAUGAAAUUGAAAAUUCUCUCAAGACCAAUGACUAUAGUGCAGAAUUAAAUGUAAACAGUAGUCAUAAUGAGAGUGAAACCAGUUUGAAGUGUGAAAAUGACAAAUCAAUAUCAACUAUUUCAAAUAUUAAAAGUUCCAAUAAAACAAGCAAUAAAGGUCUUCUAAAUACAACUAUUACUAGUAUAAAAACAACUAUUCCAAAAUGUGCUUCAAGAAAAUUUCCUGGGCCAGCUGGAUUACUCUCAGAAAAUAUAGAUAUAUAUUCAGAAGAUCCCUUACACUUGGAAUCUCUAGACAUGUCAAUUAACAUUAAUGAAAAUGAUAAAAAAGAAGAGAAUUUAUGUACUCAAGCAAAUGAUUCAUCAUUCUCUUCGUCACCAUAUCAGCAGUUCUUAUCAGAUUUUUUCACUACCGAUGUCGAUAUUUUAUUAGAUAAAUAUAACGUAGCCUGGAUAAAACAAAAACUGCUUCCAUACACAGCUUCUGGUCGUUUUUUUACAGACAAAAUACCAUUUUUUGUUUCUGUCAUAAAGGAGAUUGAUUGUCUUUCACCAGAUCCAACAGUAAUCCUUGCUGACAAGACAGGAUACAUCAGAGGAACAAUUCAUAGAGCAGUUUGGAACCAGUUUAGUUGCCAACUAAAAACUGGCGCUGUUCUCGUUUUAUCGAAAGUUGGAAUAUCGUGUCAAAAAAUUAUAAACAGUUUCACAUUGAAUAUCACUAGUGAUCAUUUAAUUGCUAUUUACAGUUUUUCAAUAGAAGACAGUGAUGAAGUAAUUGUCACUCGCACAACAGAACUGAGAAAUGAAGACAUUGUAAAUGAAGCUAUACGACACAAUAUAUGUAAUGUAGAAAAUUUAAAUAAAAAUCCACAUUCUGAAAUCAGGAGUCGGAUGAAUGCGCUUAAUAAUUUAAAAUUGCACAACAUUUCGCUAGAACAUGAUUUACAACAGUUAAACACCAACUACCAAACUUCUAAUAAUACAAAAAACACUUCUAACCAAUGGACACCUAUUAAAAAUGUCUUUAAACCUAAAACUCCAGUGGCACAGAAAUUAUUUAAAAAUCAUUCUAAUAAUUUAUUAGAAGAACCACCUGCUAAACGAACAAAAAAAGAGCAGUUCAUAAUAAAUACUGAAUCAAACAAUUCAAAGAAUGAAAUGUCUAUUAUUCAGAAUAUAUUUGAUGGGAUUAAUGAAGAUGAAAUGUUCAAUGAUUUUUGUUGUUAAUAUUAUGGAAUUAUAUAUUGGAAAAUUAUUUCGUUUCAAAGGUGCUUUUUAAUUUCACUAGAUAAGUAUUAUAUUUGUUUCCUUGAUUUACUAUUAAAUUAUUAAUAAAUGUUCUCGCUUCUAGUGUAUACAUAGAAUACAUAGUAUACAAUUAUUCAUAGUAUCCUUAUGAAAUUCCUUGUACUAAAAAUUUUUUCUGCUUAAAAUAUUUUUCAAUUUUAUUGAUUUCUCAACUAGUUUUACCAAAUAUUGUUCUAUAAUUUAUUACAUUUACUAUACAGAUAUUUUAGAUUUUGAAUGAAAUGAAAAAUGUAUUGAUUUUACCAUGAUGCCCUUUUUUUUUUUUGAAAUUAUACAGAACUGACUAGAAGGACUGCUCUGAUUACCACAGUCAUAUAAGAUUUCAGAUGGAAAAUGUUGCUAAUUUGUACUUUGAAAGAGGUCAUUUUACAAAUUUCCCAACAGAUUUCUUCAAUUUUUUAAUAAAUGGACAAAACGUUAUAUAAAUAUGGCAACAUUUAAGGUAUAUUAUUUAUUGACAAAAUUAAACUUUUGUUUUUCAUAGCAAAAAAUAAUAAUAGUAGACAUGCAUUUUCACUGUAUGCUAUAGAUAGUAUAAUUUUCAAAAUAUUUUUUUUUGUUUUUGAGGUAUUUAUAAAUAUAAAUAUUAAAAAUUUGGAUGUUUUCUUAAUUUUAUCUUAUUUCAAAAAUGUAAUACGAAGUUCCUCAUACAUCAUGUAAUAGAUUAGAUCUGUCUCUUUGUCUUAAUUAGACUAAUAUAUUGUAUUUUUCUUUAAUGUAACUUUUGAAAUAAAAUAUUUUUAGCAAUUACAAUUGACAAAAUAUUAAAUAAAAUAU
Sipha flava (yellow sugarcane aphid) is the source of this 2770-nucleotide messenger RNA. RefSeq lists its product as uncharacterized. Gene Ontology annotation, biological process: recombinational repair. NCBI's taxonomy places the organism in Eukaryota, Metazoa, Arthropoda, Insecta, Hemiptera, Aphididae. Bases 347 to 1912 code for a protein of 521 amino acids. The record is from RefSeq and is a predicted model, not a curated record. The transcript is spliced from 10 exons.